AUCCAGAAACAUAAAAGCGUAAUAUUAUUAUUUCUCGGUUUAUUUCUCAUAUAAUUGAUCGGUUUUUUUCUGGGGUGGACAUUGCUAGCUAGCGAUGGCGUCGAUCCAGGAGAAGGAGGAGAGAGCAGAAGCUGCCGCGAGGGUGGCUGCCGAUGAGCUCAGUGAAGUGAUGAACCGGGAGAGAAGAAGAGGGUACGAAGAAGGCGCGUUGGCGGGGGAGACUAACGUCUCUCAGACGCGUUACGAUUAUGAACAGCGGCAAGAGGAGAGGCCCGGUGUUAUCGGCACCAUAUUGAAGUCAGUCGCCGGGACUCUUGAGCACGCCAAGGAGGUCGUCACCGGAAAGACGCAAGGAACUUCCGAGCAGACCCGUGAGGGUGCCCAGGCUGCGGCGGAGAAGGCCCGGGAGGCCAAGGACAGGGCAGCCGAGAAGGCGGCGGAGACCAAGGAGUCUGCGAAGGAGAAAACUAGAAGCGCCAGUGAGACUGCCGCCCAAAAGGCGGCUGAGGAGAAAGAGUCGGCGAAGGAGAAGACUAGAAGCGCUGCUGAUACUGCAGCUCAGAAGGCGGUGGAGACGAAAGAGUCAGCCAAGGAGAAGACUCGAAGCGCUGCUGAUAUCGCCUCCGAGAAAGCGAGGCAGGGGCAGGAGAAGGCCGGGGAGUAUACGGGGUUGACGGCGGAGAAGGCCAGGGAGGCAAAGGACACAACGAAGGGGAAAGCGGGAGAGAAGGGGAACCAGGCGAAGGAGACGGUGAAGGGGAAAGCGGAGGAGUACAAGGAUUACGCGGCGGAGAAGGCGGAGCAGGCAAAGCAGAAGGCGGCGGAGACGAAGGAUUACGCGGCGGAGAAGGCGAUGCAGAAAGCGAGAGAAUACAAGGAUUACACUGCAGAGAAGGCGAAGGAAACCAAGGACACUGCGGCGGAGACAGCGAACCAGGCGAAGGAGCAGACGGUGCAGAAAGCGGGAGAAUGCAAGGAUUACACUGCGGAGAAGGCGAAGGAGACGAAGGAUGCAACAAUGGAAAAAGCUGGUGAAUACAAAGAUUACACUGCAGAGAAAGCGGAGGAGGGGAAGGACACAGCUGUGGGGAAGAUCACGGAGUUGAAGGACUCGGCUGUGGAUACUGCGAAGAGGGCCGCGGGUUUCUUGACAGGAAAGAAGGAAGAAACCAAGGAGAAGACCUCCGAGACGGCCGAGAAGGACAAGGAAAAGCUGGGGGAGACGGGGGAAGCGGUGAGGAGGAGGAGGAGUGGGGAGGGGUUGGGUUCGAAGGAUGACGUGGAAGGGACAGAAGUGGUGGACACUCCGGUGGGGGCCGCGGCGGAUACGCUGAAAGCCGCCGAUCAGAUUUCCGGCCAGGCAUUCAACGACGUGGGGCGGCUGGACGAGGAGGGCAGGGGUGAGGUGAUAGUGGAACCCCGGGAAUAGAAGGGGAUCUUACUGUUGGGAUCAUACUAUGAUCAUAAAUAAUACGAUGCUAUAUAUAUAUAUAUAUAAUUGGAAGCUUUAUCUGCAUACAUGCUGGAAUAAUGCUGUAUGUGUUGGUUGGUUUGAUAUAUUAUUAUCACAUAAUAUAAGCUUUUUCUUCUUUUUUUUCCUUUCUGUAUUUGUUAUUAUAA
Messenger RNA from Diospyros lotus (date-plum), 1620 nucleotides. RefSeq names its product embryonic protein DC-8-like. The transcript has 2 exons. The coding region runs from base 95 to 1429 and encodes 444 amino acids. The record is from RefSeq and is a predicted model, not a curated record. Lineage: Eukaryota; Viridiplantae; Streptophyta; Magnoliopsida; Ericales; Ebenaceae.